AUGACAGGCGCCUCAUUCGACAUAGAUGUCCUUUCUUCGACAACAAUAUUCCCAGAGUCGCGCUCUGGACAACCGAUGACAGUUCCGCUUUCCAUCAUGGUCAGUACUGUUUCUUACUUCUCUCGUUGUGCAGCAAUCUGGUACUAUGACCCUCCAAGCAAUCAGAGCAAGGCGAAUCCGCUUACUUGCGACCACCUUCAAACGGCUCUCUCGAAAACUUUGAACUCUUAUCCUAAUGGUGCGGUCGUCUCUCUUAUGCCAGAUACAAACCAAACUGUGGACAUACCAACCGAUAUCGAAGAGUUCAUGUGACCUAUAACUCUCCAACAGAUAUAGGGGUUCUUUUCGUUACAGCUACUUCACCCCAAGUACUCUCGGACUUCAUCCCAGAGCCUGAAAUCCGGAAGACUUCUUCCAAAGCCUGGGAUGACUCGCUUAUCCCUUCCGAAAGUCUCUUUCCCCGCACAGAACUGUCCCUGAACAACGAAAGUGUUCCUGUUGAUGCGCCAAACCUCGUCGUUCAACUUACCACCUUUGCAUGUGGAGGUGCUGCAUUAUCCAUUAGCAUCACGCAUAGUCUUGCGGAUGCCCAAUCUCUUUCUCAAUUCGCUAGAGAUUACUCUUCUACGGCGUCUGCCAUGUUAAACUCAAGGACUCUACCAGCUCUCAGGCCGCUGUUUGACCCAAGCCUUCUUGACGCCUACGCUGCUGGCGACAUUGAUGCAGAAAUGCCAGACACAUCGAUACAAGAAAAGGCCCGUAAACUUCCACUGCAUAGGUAUGAUAAUUAUAUUGGCAAGCCGCAAGUAAAGCUUCCCCCGGAUUUGGAUAUUGUUGCGCACCUCCCCCACUCGCCAAGCAUCCCCAUUCCUUGGAACGAAUGGGAUAUUCAUGCUCCAGUUGCACAUCGGCUUUUGCACUUUACAACCUCAGACGUCGAUAGGAUCCAUGGACUUGUAAGUUCUCCCACAGGCGUUCAAGCCACCAGGAUAUCCAAGCUCGACACUACUAUCCCACAUAUGGGCACUCAUCAACACAGCUAGAAAGCUCCCACCGGACACAAAAACGUUUCUAGGCCUCUCAGUAGGCCUUCGCAACCGCCUGGACCCUCCUCUGCCCUCUUCAUUCCUUGGCAGCCCUAUUAUUUCUGCUGCUAUAUCCAUGUCCACGCCUUCUGGCUCGGACGUCGCUCAGUCCCUCGUAGCCACAGCUACGCAAAUCCGUACCUUACUCAAGCAGUUUACGCCUCAGAAUACAGUCGCAAUUCUUCACGAUGCGGCUUUUGAGGUCUCGCCUCAACGCCUUUGGCGAAGUUUUCUUGGAGAGAAGCAUGUCCUCUUGACGCCUUGGCUACAUUUGAAGCUGGAUGAAGUGAACUUUGGUGCCACCGGACGAUUAAAACAUAUUUCUCCCUUUAUGCCUAGUUGUGAUGGUCUGGUAGAUGUUUUGGAGAGUCUUGGCGAACGAAAAGAGGGACAUUGGAGUCGUAAUGGUGUGGAUGUCAGUAUAUAUUUGGAAGCCAAAGCCAUGGACAGGUUGUUAGCCGACAAAUCGCUGUGGACUGCUUAA
This is a messenger RNA of Hymenoscyphus albidus, 1569 nucleotides long. NCBI's taxonomy places the organism in Eukaryota, Fungi, Ascomycota, Leotiomycetes, Helotiales, Helotiaceae. The record is from the annotation of a GenBank genome assembly.